Styela clava is the source of this 4948-nucleotide messenger RNA. Lineage: Eukaryota; Metazoa; Chordata; Ascidiacea; Stolidobranchia; Styelidae. The record is from RefSeq and is a predicted model, not a curated record.
AUGCUUGAAGCAACUGGAUCAGAAGUAGGAGCUUUCGGAUGUUUUUUUGUGCGAUGCAAAGGUGGAAAAGUUUGUAAGUCUGGAAAAUGUGUUGACAAAGAUCCGUGUUCGGCAAAACAUUGUGGAACGGGCAAAAUUUGCAGAAACGGGGAAUGUGUGUGUAAUAGAGGACAAGAAAAAAACGGAAAAUGCGUUGAGGAUGAUGACAAAUGCCCAGCAAAGCCGUGCAGUAGAGAUAAGAUUUGCAAACGUGGAAAGUGUGUAUGUGAAUCUGGGAUUCAAUUUGGAAGCAAAUGCUACGGCGGUGUAGACAAAUGCAAAGGAGUUGAUUGUGAUCAUGGAAGGGUUUGUAAAAAUGGAAAAUGCAUUUGUAAGUACGGAUAUCAUGAAUUUGGCAGCAAGUGUGUAGUAUGUAAAGAUCCGAAAAAGUUUGACGAUUGUGCAACAAAAUGUCCACCAACUUGUGGCGAUUUUCACCCCUACUGCAUCAAAUCUUGUGAUUCAAGCAAAUACUGCGUUUGUCCUCGUGGAUACGUUGAACACGGUAAUUCCUGUGUCAAGCCGGAUCAAUGUCCAGGAUAUUGUCACGGAAAGAUUUGCCCCCCGGGUUAUAAAUGCUAUGGUUCCAAAUGUGUCAAAUCAGAUCCAUGUUACAUGGUAAAAUGCGAAAAGGGGAAAGUAUGCAAAGAUGGAAAAUGUGUUUGUGCACAUGGUUACGAGGACUUUCGGGGAAAGUGUGUUAAAUGUCAUCUACCGAAGGUAUUCAACGACUGCGCAACAAACUGCCCAGCAUCUUGCGAAAAUUUGCAUCCGUCGUGUACAAAAGAUUGUUCCCGUGACAGAUAUUGCGUAUGCCCGAAGGGAAAGGUUUUGAAAACAAAAAGUGACAACAGCUAUUGCGUAUAUCCGAAGGAAUGUCCACGUUAUGCUUGCUACAACAUAGAAUGUCCAAAGCACAGUUAUUGUAAAGAUGGAAAAUGUAUUUGUGAUGAAAAUUACGUCUGGAAAGGUGAUAAGUGUGUUGAUCCAUGCCAAUGGAUAAAAUGCGGAUUUGGGAAAGAAUGCAAAUGGGGGAAAUGUGUUUGCAAAAAAGGUUUCAACGAAUUUUAUGGAAAAUGCGUUCAGUGUUUUCCACCAAAAGUAUUCAAAUCAUGCGUAACGAGAUGCCCGGCAUCUUGUGAAAAUCUAUACCCGUUCUGCACCAAAGACUGUUCUCGUGAUAGAUAUUGCGUUUGUCCCGAUGGAACAGUUUUGAAAACUAAAGACGAUAGUAGCAGUUGUAUCAGCCCGGAAGAAUGCCCUCGUUAUUGCUAUGGAAAGAUAUGUCCACAUGAUCACAAAUGCUACGAUAAGAAAUGUGUUAAAUCAGAUCCAUGUAAAAAGGUAGUAUGCCCGGAUCACAGCAAAUGUGAAAACGGAAAAUGUGUAUGUGAUGAAAGAUAUCAAUGGAAAGAUCAUAAAUGCGUUGCCAUCUGCUUUCAUCCGAAGAUUUAUAAAGACUGUCCAACAGCGUGUCCACCAACGUGUGAUGAUUUGAAUCCUAGUUUCUGUACGGAUAAUUGUAGGCCUGGAGUAAAUUGCAUUUGUAAACAUGGUUAUGUAGAAAAAAGCAAAACAAACAACCGAUGUGUUAGAAAAGAAAGCUGCCCAGGAUAUUGCGAUGGAAAAAUAUGUGCUCAUGAAUACAAAUGCUACAAAGAUAAAUGUGUACCAGAGGAUCCAUGUAAAAAUGUUGAAUGUCCAGAUUACAGUGAAUGUAAAAAUGGAAAAUGUGUAUGUGAUAGAGGAUAUCAACGGAAACACGAUAAAUGCGUGGCAAUUUGCUCUCAUCCAAAACAAUAUGAUGAAUGUCCGACAGCUUGUCCGCCGAGUUGUGACGGUUCGAAUACAAGAUUUUGUACCACCGUUUGUAGGCCAGGUGUAAAUUGUGUUUGCAAGCCAGGAUACGUUGAGAAAAGCAAAAAAGACAGUCGAUGUACUAGGAAAGAAAAUUGUCCAAGAUAUUGUGAUGGGAAAAUUUGUGAUUAUGGAUACAAAUGCUACAAAAAUAAAUGUGUACCAGACGACCCAUGUUAUGGUAUAAAAUGUACUCCGAACAGUAAAUGCAAAUACGGCAAAUGUGUUUGUUUUGAUGGAUAUAUUAAGAAAGGAGAUCUGUGCAUUGAUGAUCCAUGUCAUGUAAUAGAUUGUGAACCGGACCGGUAUUGCAAGCUCGGAAAAUGCGUUUGCAGAUCAGGAUUUAUAGAACACAAUGACAAAUGCGUUAAAUGCAACAAACCGAAGGUUUUUGACAGCUGUGCAACAAGGUGUCCUGCAUCCUGUGAUGAUCUGCGUCCUAGAUUCUGCACUACCAAAUGCGACUACAAUAAAUACUGUGUUUGUCCUGAAGGAUAUGUGCAGAAGAGCAGGAAAGAUGAUUAUUGCGUCAGACGAGAGCAUUGUCCGAGAUAUUGCGACGGAAGAAUUUGUGCGCCUGGUUACGAAUGUAUAGAUGACGAGUGUUCAAGAACUGAUUCAUGCAAAAACAAGGAUUGUCCAUAUCACAGCAAAUGCGUAGACGGUAAAUGCGUUUGCAAAGAUGGAUACUACUUGAGGAGAGGCAGAUGUGUAGAUCUAUGUCGAUUUAGAAAAUGUCCUGAUCACAGCGAAUGUAAAUAUGGAGAAUGUGAAUGCGAACAUGGGUAUUACAUGAAAAGAGGAAAAUGCUACAACGAUGAGAAAAAGUGCGGAUGGUUUUCUGAAUGUCCUGAUAACUACUACUGCAAAAACAAUUAUUGCUAUUGCAAAGAUCCACACGGAAAAGGUUGCCAAGACAUCAUUAUCAUCGAAGAUUAGUAACUACGAAGAUCUUAAACAUACAGCCCAUGAAAAGUUUUCAGCAUGCCUAUUUAGAUCUCACGCACGUGCUUGUUAUUUUACGCGCUUGCUAUUACAGCGGCCUCUUAAAUCGAAUUUAGUUUUCUAGGAUUAGGGUUUAGUUUUGGGUUUAGGUGAUUUUUUUGCCGAGCAAUUCAUUAGCUACGAUCUGUUAAUUUCCGCUUAAAGAUGAUGAUAGUCCUAUUGUUUGAAGAAUCAUCAGCUGGUAAUCUUGCAUCAAUUUUAUAUGUGGUCUCUGAACAUUUUCUAACUUGAAAAAUAAUGGGUACUUUUGGAUUUAGAGUGAAGAUUUGGAUUGGAACGCUAUUCGAAUAUUUCAUUCAUAAAAUGGCAUAUUGAAGUUUUUCCAUUUGAAUAAAGAUAAGAAAUGGACAUUUGUUCGAAAUCUUGAUUCGUUCAAUUGUGCCAUUUCUACUGCAACCCGCUAUUACUUAAUUGGUUACUUUUCAAAUAUACAAAAAAUGGAAAAUUAUUAAUCGGUAUUUAACCAAUAAUUUCGUUCAUUUUAAAUUGUAUAUCUGAUAAAAUAUCUUGCUGUGCGCUCAGCUUCGCUAAUGGUGUAAUAAAACAAAGAAAUCAAAAUGUGCAAUUUCAAUUAAAUUUGUUGGUGAAUCUUAUCGGCGAUGACAGAAAGUUUAUACAAAUUUUGAGAUGUGGGUCGCAAGUGAGUGAUGCUCGUGCUACUACUUGUAACACUUCGCCCUUAUUUUUGCAGUAUAUUAUUGUUAUUCCAAAUUAUAUUGACCUUCUAAACUCGAGUUGAAGUUUGUCUAUAGGAAAACUAAAAAGUGCUAUAUUGAGAUGCGAAAAUGGCGGUAAAAAAAUGAAAAACUACCAGAAUCUUUGAAGCAAUUCACAACUCACGCACGAAAUAUUUUCUUAACUGUUGUUACUUUUUUGACGGUUGAAUUACUUGAGCGUUUUACAUCUCUAUUUUAUUCAUUUUUUUAUGAUGAAACUGUCAUGUCAAGGAUAGCUAGAAACGUUACGGUCAGAGUGAAGAUCAACUAGCUAGCAACCGCUGUUGCUAAGCAAAAAAACUUCAAAACUUCAACAGCUUGACUCUGAUUAAGGUCUUUUUGAUUGUUAUGUAGAACACUAUGUUAUUUUUCUUUGGUACGUUGAACUGGCGGUUUAAUAAUAGAAUACCCCGGUCUUGUCACGGAGGCACUGCGUAUGUUAAGUCCGGUUCAACCAGUAAAAAACGAUCGCCUAUAAAUUAAAUAAAUAAAAAUAAGAAAACAGUUUUACUGGCGAAGUAAAGACGCUGGGAACCAAAGUUAUCGAGCUGCGACACCCACGGAUUUAACUUCUGAUUGAAAGUUUAAAAAUCUUGACUUUGAGGUCUUUAUCACUGCUGUUGUUGAUGAGUAUGGCUUUGACAAACUACCCAACCAGCAUCGCACUACAAGGAUUAAAAUAAAGAGCUAUCAAACCAUCAUAUGUUUUUUCCCAUCAACUGGAUGACUUGGAGGCAAAACUGCUGCCCCAGACGAAAUUAGUUUUUUGGAAUUUAGUGAUCUAGUCGUACUGGUAUCAAUAUUGUUGAAUUGAUAAAAAAUACAAAAUAAAGAAAAAUUUAGUACGCAAUAAAUUUAUAUUGACAUUUCAUUGGUAAACACCUGAAAAGAUAUUUAUCGUAAUAUUAUUCAAGGUUCAUGGUCUGAAGUGCCAUGUCGAUUGUGAUUGAAUUCUGAAAAUUAAAUAGGAACAAAUUUUUUCAUCAAAAUAUAACUAAACAAUCUUGACUUCCUGUGUGACGAAAUAGUACAAGUCUAAGAAUACCGUAAUGCUAAAAUAUCGCACAACUGUACGAAAAUCAUAAGAGAUUAACAGUUCAGAACAUAUACACGUUAUUCAAUAAGUCAUUUUGUAAUAUAUAAUAAAAUUAUUAUUUGAUUUUUCAAAUUUGUUCGUCUCUCUCAUUUUUUCUCUCUGUGGCAAACACCAUUGCUAAUGUCCUUGUCCAAGCUUUUCUCAAAGUCAGGAAUCAUAAAAUUGUCGAAGGGUUUGUCGUGGUUGUAUUUAACAUGCUGUCAAUGGUAUUUGCUUUCGAAGACAAUUGUUCAUC